UGAGCCCGAACCGGGCCGAACUCUGCCGGAGAGAGCCGAACUGAGCCCGAACCGGGCCGAACUCUGCCGGAGAGAGCCGAACUGAGCCGAACCGGGCCGAACUCUGCCGGAGAGAGCCGAACUGAGCCCGAACCGGGCCGAACUCUGCCGGAGAGAGCCGAACUGAGCCCGAACCGGGCCCGAACCGGGCCGAACUCUGCCGGAGAGAGCCGAACCCGUCCGAAGAACGCCGAACCGGCCCGAAGCGGGCCCGCCAUGUUGUUCCCCGGCCUCUCGCUGCUCCUCGGCCUCCUCAUGGCCGGGGGGGCGCAGGGGGGGUGCGUGGAAGUGGCUUCGGGGACGGAGGCGGUUUUGGGGGCCCCUUUCCGCCUCCUCUGCAUCGCCUGCAAACGCCGCAGCGAGACCCCCGCCCAGGCCGAGGGCGAGUGGUUCUUCCGCCCCGAGGGGGCCCCCCCAUUUCCAGAAGGUACUGGGAAGAUCCUGCACUACAGCCCGGAGGAGGGGCAGUGGGUGGCCCCGGGCCCCUUCGAGGGGGUGCUGGCCUGGAACGGCUCGCGGGGGACGCGGGACCUGCAGGACCUGUCGGUGCGCCUGGCGGCCGUGGGGCGGCCCCACGCCGGCCUCUACGUCUGCCGCCUGCGCCGCAACCUCACCUUCGAGGGCUACGUCUACAGCCUGGCCCGCAACAAGACCCUGCGCCUGGCCGUCGUCGACACGG
This is a messenger RNA of Gavia stellata (red-throated loon), 718 nucleotides long. Its product is annotated as sodium channel subunit beta-1-like. The record is from RefSeq and is a predicted model, not a curated record. Gene Ontology annotation, molecular function: sodium channel regulator activity. Lineage: Eukaryota; Metazoa; Chordata; Aves; Gaviiformes; Gaviidae. Gene Ontology annotation, cellular component: voltage-gated sodium channel complex. Gene Ontology annotation, biological process: cardiac muscle cell action potential involved in contraction; sodium ion transport; regulation of heart rate by cardiac conduction.